AAGAACUCAUUACGUUUCAAAAGUAUAUUUUUAUUAUAAUUUGUGUUAUAUCAAGGGUACUAUUUUAAGACCAGUCCAAUUGGAAAAAAAAAGCCUACAAAAAAGCAAACCAUGGAAAAACGUGUUUAUCGCUCACAGGAGCAAGUAUUCUUGUUCUAUUUUCUACACAGCUGUUUGUUCAAGAAGGCGUACCGGUCAGUAAAAGAAGGCACGAAAGAAAGUGCUCGGUGGAAAGAAAGUGAAAGAAGGAAAGAAAAGAGCGAUGGUAUACAUUCUGCGUCAGACAAGGCUGAAACUUAAGAAAUGUAACAUAGUCAACAUAAGGGUAAUUCAGCAAAUAGGUUACGGAUACUGGUUGUCAUCAUAUACAGAGGAACAAAAAGCAUAGCCAUCCUGCUGCUUCUUUCCCUCCUUCAUACUUUCUUUCGUUCCGUCGACUGUUGCAAGUAAUAGAGAAUAUAAAACAUACCAUAAUGAGAGAAAAAGAUGUAU
Zychaea mexicana is the source of this 492-nucleotide messenger RNA. RefSeq lists its product as uncharacterized. NCBI's taxonomy places the organism in Eukaryota, Fungi, Mucoromycota, Mucoromycetes, Mucorales, Lichtheimiaceae. The record is from RefSeq and is a predicted model, not a curated record. Bases 112 to 300 code for a protein of 62 amino acids. The transcript has 2 exons.